GGAGGGAGAAGGAGGGGGACCAGGGUGUGACCUGACACCCCUGAUGUGGUUUAAGAAAGCAUGAGCCCCUGCCUAGAAAAGCUCCUGGGGUUCACAGUGAGGACCCCGGGAAUCCAGCGGGUGCUGAGUCUUCAAGUGCAGAUCACUUGGGAGUAAGCUUGCUUCCUGCCCCCUCACCCUGGCCCCCCGCCCCCCAACCCACCCCCCUUGCCCUCAGAAGAGAACAGGGGUUUGCAGUUUGCAGCUGGAGAAUUUUCUAGCAUUGGAAGAGGACCCCUGCAUUUUUAGGUUCCUGACAUGAGCCGGAGCUCUGUUGGAAUAGCUGUGUGGACCACCUUCCCCUGCCCUUAAGCUGCUGAACCGCAAAUAACUAAAGAUGCAGAUAAACUGGAGAUAAGUUGGUGGGCCUCUGGAUGCCAGAGAGUGGGGACUCUCACCACACUGAGACCUGGGAAACAGCCCCUGGGAGGGGCCCUGAAGCCCCACCCACAUUCUUUCCUCUCUCUAGCAAUUUGGUAGAAAGGUUUCUAGUUGAAAGAUCCUAUGGGGAAAAACUGGUUCAGAAACCCUAUUGGAGUCCGGUUUGGAUAAUAUUGAUUGGAUUAGAAUGGGCUUUAAAAGGCUUGGAAUCUCCUGAUCCGGCCUCACUGAGAAAAGGCUUUUGGAGAGCCAGGUAGGAGUUCCACGGACACAGGACACAGGACGUGGUGCUGGCGUUUUCAGAGAAAUCUCUCUGGGACGUGGAGACAAAGACACUCCAGCUUCACCCUUAGCUGCACUGAGUCAACUGGACUUCAGGAGCUGGUGGGAAAAACACUGGAAGGGGCCACUUGAAGCCAAAAGUGAUUGUAAAAUGGCCCAUCUCUUCCCGUGUGAGGAAACACAAGCACCACCACAACCCGAGCAAAAGGCCGGAGGGUCCAAAUCCAGAGAUGAGGACGAUGGCGAUGCUGAGGUCAUCUUUGUUGGAGUGCAGCACGUCAAUGAGGAUGCUGAAACUCUCUUUGUCAGAGUGAUUUCAAGUUCAAAGCCAGUCAUUUCUAACAUUUUGAACAGAGUGACCAGGGACCCAUCUUCAAGAAGAAAGAAGGGCCACGUGAGUCCAGAUCCCUCCUGCACGUCGCAGCCUGCAAAUCUCAGGACCCCAGCAUCAGAGCCAGCGGCCGUCUCCCCAGCUUCUCAGUCUGAAUGGGGAGGAAGAGACAGUCCUAAUAUUUUGGAGCCUUCGUCUAAACCUGAUUAUAAAACAACCUCUCUGCAAGCCGUGCUUCACAAUUCAGAAUUGCUUUCUCCGCGGUCUCACUGUCUAUCUGGAGCUGUUCUCUCAUUAGGAGGCAAGGAUGAAAGUCCUCUUAAUUCAAAGCGAUGUCCCACUUCAGAUGUAAAUUUUAACUGUGGGAAUCCCAAAAGACCCAAACUCGGCGAUGGAAUCCCAGGGGGACCUGCCUCCACCUUGCCCCCUCCAGGUAUCUCUCCUACAAAGGACACGAUUAUGACCUUGGAAGAUCUCCCGACCUCACCGAGCCAUGUUCAAGGCGGGGCAUCAUUUUCACGGACUCACGCAAAUGACCAGGCAUGCUUCAGUCUUAUGGCUCCAGACAGAACACGUAGUUUGGAAGGGCUGGAGAAAACAGACUUUUUGACUCUAGCAAGUCAGAGCAAGACUGUUGAUCCCAUGAAAGGAAAUCUGAUCUUGUUACUUGAUGACUUUUACUAUGGACAGCAUACAGGAGAUGGGCAGCCAGAACAGAAGACUCGCACAGCCUUUAAAUGCCUCAGCUGCUUGAGAGUCCUAAAAAACAUCAAGUUUAUGACCCACGUGAGGAACCAUCUGGAGCUUGAGAGGCAGAAGGGUGACGGCUGGGAAAUCCACACCACCUGCCAGCACUGCCACCGCCAGUUCCCCACCCCGUUCCAGCUGCAGUGUCACAUUGAGAGUGUCCACGCUUCCCGGGAGCCCUCCGCGGUCUGUAAAAUCUGUGAAUUGUCCUUCGAAACAGAUCAGGUUCUCUUACAGCACAUGAAGGACAGUCACAAACCUGGCGAAAUGCCCUAUGUGUGCCGCCUUUGCAAUUACAGAUCGUCAGCCUUUGCCGACGUAGAGGCGCAUUUUAGAACGUGGCAUGGAAACACGAACAAUUUGCUUUGUCUGCUUUGCCUCAAAAAUUUCAAACUGGCGACAUCCUUCGUAAAUCACGCUUGGAGGCACUGGAACAAGAGGGUCUUUCCAUGUUCCAAGUGCCGGCUACAGUUUUUGAACCUGAAGGAGAAGACAGAGCACCAAACCAAGCAUCACCAGUCAUUCAAAAUGCCAGAGCAAUUGCGAGGGUUGCCUCCUGAAACAGAGGUCAUGAUUCGAACUUCAGUUCAUCUGGGACUGAGAGAGACAGCAUCCAUCAUUGUGAGGAACACUGACUCCCAAGUGCCACCCAGAAAAAAUACACAGAAGAUGACUACGAACACAAAAUAUUCCAGACGAGUUGCAGCAAGGGAUCUGGCUAAAAAUUAUGUUCUACCAACCUCCAGAAAUUCGGAAAAGCCCUAUUGAGAGGUUCAGCCAGCUGUACAUAAAGACCCUGCCUGGCUUUUGUUGUUCAGUUGCUCAGUCGUGUCUGACUCCCUGUGACGCUAUGAACUUCAGUACGCCAGGCUUCCCUGUCCAUCACCAUCUCCCGAAGCUUGCUCAAACUCAUUCCAUCGGGUUGCU
Molecule: messenger RNA, 2707 nt
Organism: Bubalus bubalis (water buffalo)
Lineage: Eukaryota; Metazoa; Chordata; Mammalia; Artiodactyla; Bovidae
Product: zinc finger protein 280A-like
Exons: 2
Coding region: 854-2548 (564 amino acids)
Biological process (GO): regulation of DNA-templated transcription
Molecular function (GO): RNA polymerase II cis-regulatory region sequence-specific DNA binding; DNA-binding transcription factor activity, RNA polymerase II-specific
Source: RefSeq, a predicted model, not a curated record